GGAGGAAAUUGCCAAACCCCUUUGUCUAAUAGUAAUGUAGGUUUGACUCUUUACUUCUAGUUAUUAGUCAACAAAUACAUAAAGUUCAUAUGCUCAAUGUUACAUCAUAGGCAACUGAAAAGCAAGUGAGCGCUGAGGAAUCAAACUCAAUUUAUAUUGGCUACUAACCAUCUCCAGAAAGGUCAGUAGCAAACAGUUCAUGGAGCACAUUCUGAUAGGAAAUUUUUUCAGUCCAAAAAUUUAGACCAGUUCUAAUCACUCAAGCACCAUAAGUAUUUAUAAGGCCGUACUGUCCUUUACACCACUCUGGCAAAGUAAAGGAGCCUUAAAAUGUUUACACCUGUUUUUACUAGGGUGACCAGACAGCAAGUGUGAAAAAUCGGGACAGGGGGUGGGGGGUAAUAGGAGCCUGUAUAAGAAAAAGAUCCAAAAAUCGGGACUGUCCAUAUAAAAUCGGGACAUCUGGUCACCCUAGUUUUUACACUCCUGGGGGAAUUCACAAAGACAAUGGGAAGAAUUCACUAAGCAGCCAGGCUCUUACAUUCUGUUCUGUCUGAGGAGACAGAGCCUACCCCAUGCCUACCUCCUCAGAAACACCCCAAAGCCCUGCCCUUGCACAUCGAGCAUACUGCAAUAGCGAGUGAGAGGGACAAUGUGCGUCUUUCUCUCUCUCUCUCUCUCACACACACACACACACACACACACAGAGCUCAGCCCCCUGGAGGUGAUUUAUGUCUCUACCAGCUGCUCCUGGUGCCCAAACCACCCUGCCUGCACUUCUUCAGAAGGGCAUGUUUGCAGCUUCCCUUUGCUUCCCCAUCAGAAGUCAUUUUUCUGUGACGAAGCAAAGAAAUCUGCAGGAGACAUGAAUUCUGCAGCAGUGAUGCAGAACUCCCCCAGGAGUAUACUUAAAUGCAUGCACAGCACCUAUGCAAUCAAGAGUACUCAUGUGUUCCCAGUCAGGCAAGUGCUUAAGUCCCUUGCUGAAUGGGAGCCUGAGGACUACAAUUCCCAUCAUGCACCACGGGAACAAGACUACAGCUCCCAUCAUACAUAGGGGUGGCUAGUGACUACAGCUCCCAUCAUGCAUCAGGGUAGGGGGAAAGACGAGAACAUCUAACUCCAGCAUAGAUAAAUGGUGUAAUUCCCAUGAUGCCCCUGUGAGAGCCGAGGUGCCCUUCGGCGGUUAGCCGGAGACUCCAAAUCCCGUCAGUCCCUGCGCGCAGGACUCCAUUUUCCGUGAUGCACCGGGCCACACUCCCUCUAUCGGCCGGAGGGUAUCUGCGGCGCAUGCGCGCUCCUCCCGAACUUGUGGAGUUCGGGGUGCGCCGCCAUCUUGUCACGGUCUCAGCCAGCGCUGUGUAAGCGAUGGGGGAGGAGGGGUCUGUCUCUUAAAGGGGACACGGCCCUAGGGUGGGCCCUCCCCUCCUCGGGGUAAGCUCGGGGAAAGGGGUGGGGGGCUCCGGGUCAGGCUCGGGGGUACGGAGCGGGACCCGGUGCUGCCCCCAUCCCGCGCUCUGCCCCGACGGGCCCACUUUAAGGCAGGCAGCAUCCUUGGUGGGAGGAUGGAGCAGAGGCGGCAGGGCCGCCAGCGGGCCUCUGAGUGCAUCCGCAAACAGAAGCGCAAGGAGCUGGACGCCCGGCGCAGCAAGUGCCGCAUCCGCAUCGGGGGCCACUUGGAGCAGUGGUGCCAGCUCAAGGAGCAGCUGGGCUUCUCCCUGCACUCCCAGCUGGCCAAGUACCUGAUCGACAGGUACACUUCCCAGGGCUGCGUGCUGAGUGCAGGGCAGGGUGGCUCAGAUCCCAGCACUCUCCCCACAGAUGCCCUGCAGCGCCUGGUCGUCCUGUCUCAUGUUCACAGCCAGGAAUGCAGCUUUAUCCCCAAUGUGAAGACCCCCUCACCAGGCGACAAGGGGGCCCCAGGGAGUCUAGUGUGGGAGUGCAUGGCUGGACACACCUUCUCCUGGGGCCCCCCUCCACCGGAAGAGCAGGGCUGUUCCCCACCGGGAGAUAGUUCACAGCCUGGCAAAGGUGCUUCCCGGCGCAAGAAGGAAAGAGGGGCCAGCUCAGGGCCUAGCCCACCACCUUCCCCAGUUACCAGCCGCAGGCGCUCACUCCGCAGGGCAGCGCUUGCCCAGGACUCCUCUGGGACGAUGGUUAAGGUGGAGCCCAACCCCCUUGGGGACAGUGGGGUGGUGGAGAGAAUGGCAGCUCCAUCAUCCACCAGCAGCAUGGACCACGGCGGAGAACUAGGAGCAGGAAGCUCUGACACUGAUGCAGCUCCCCUCCCUACAGAGGCAGAGGCUGGCAUGGAAGGGAUAGAGCCGGAGAGUACACCAGGAUUGGAGGAUAAACCAGAGGAGGUGCCUGAGCCCAAAGAGGAUGAGGAUGAAGACUUCACCGAAGAAGAUGACCUCACUUACACUGACGACCUGCGAGAUGAGAAUUACCACCCCUCGCUGGACGGUGACUCCGAGCUGAAAAGAGAGCAAAGCCAGACCAAGAGCUGCAAGAGACCCAUGAAGGGUGCGCAGCUGCCUACUGAGACGAGUCCAGCCAACGGCAGCCCCUCUGAGGAGAAGGCGGUGCAGUCCAGCCGCAAAAAGCGGGGACAGCCAAGCGACAAGGAUGUGGCCCAGAUCGGCCCCAAGAGAAUCAGGAAGGCAACCAAGCGCGAGAUGCUCCUGUGCGACUUCGAGGGCUGCGGCAAGAUCUUCUCCAACCGCCAGUACCUGAACCACCACAAGAAAUACCAGCACGUGCACCAGAAGACCUUCACCUGCUCCGAGCCCAGCUGCGGCAAGUCCUUCAACUUCAAGAAACAUCUGAAGGAGCAUGAGAAGCUGCACAGCGAUAAACGGGAUUACAUCUGUGAGUACUGCGCCCGCCCCUUCCGCACCAGCAGCAACUUGAUCAUCCACAGACGCAUCCACACGGGGGAGAAACCCAUACAGUGUGAGAUCUGCGGCUUCACCUGCCGUCAGAAGGCCUCCCUCAACUGGCAUAUGAAGAAGCAUGACGCUGAUUCCUUCUACCAGUUCUCCUGCGACAUCUGCGGCAAGAAGUUUGAGAAGAAGGACAAUGUCACCGCGCAUAAGAGCAAGAGCCAUCCCGAGGUGGCUGCCGGGCCGGCCCAGCCCACGCCGGAAAUGCCAGAACCCGGCCACCAGGAUGUGCCAUCCCCGCUCCCGACCCUCGCUGAGGAGACACCGACUGAGGACCACCCGGAUGUGCCGUGCCCACUUGCCACAGAGCAGCUGGAGAUCCCUGCACUGAGCCUUUGCAAGAUGGAGAAGGCAGAAGGGCCGGUGUCCUCCAUUGCAGCCUCUGCCGAAUAAUGGGCCACACCAACCAGGAUCCGGGUCUGACCAGCACUUGGGGGCUGAGCCACGGGGGAUGUCGGCAGAGAUGAUCCCAGCAGGAUCCUGCCUUCCAGCUGGAGUCUGCUGAGAGUGGGACAUAAAGCAGUUAGCAGAGGGGCUGGGAUAAUGACUGAACCGUGGCGGGAGACUGUAGUAGCAGAUCUGAAAUCCUGUCCAGGCACUGAGAGUAUGGGGACAGGGAGGCAAACCCCUGCAGCCAUGCGCAGCCUCCCCACACCACAGUCAGUAGAGCGCAGACUCUCUGUGGGCCCAGAGGACUGUGAUACCAGGCAAAGGGCCUCACCUUCUCUGGGGCAGGGGGAUUCUGAAGAAAGAUCCUGAGGUUCGCCCUCCCCAGGAACAGGCCUCAGUUUUACUACUCUUGGCUUCAGGGUUUUGGACAAAUCUUCAAUAAAGAAUUAUUUUGUGUAAUGCC
Messenger RNA from Malaclemys terrapin pileata, 3798 nucleotides. RefSeq names its product zinc finger protein 692-like. Gene Ontology annotation, cellular component: nucleus. Bases 1566 to 3338 code for a protein of 590 amino acids. The record is from RefSeq and is a predicted model, not a curated record. The transcript has 12 exons. Gene Ontology annotation, biological process: regulation of transcription by RNA polymerase II. NCBI's taxonomy places the organism in Eukaryota, Metazoa, Chordata, Testudines, Emydidae.